AUGGAUAAACGGUCUGCUGAAAGUCCUAUGGACUUUGAGUGGCAGACCCGGGCACCCGGGGAUGUCACUUCACCCUUCUACCAACUCAGCGUCCAGCAUGACAAGCAAAAGAAACGUCCGCAUAACAUGUUCAAUUCCCCCGAAAUGAAACUACCCGCACUGCGUGAACCCAACUCGCAACCGUACCUUUUCAACCAGCCCCAGUCCCAACUGCCACCCGGAACUCCCAAGUCGGUCUUCAACCAGGCAGCUUUCAUGACACCACGCAAGUUCGAUGUUGAUUUCUCCUCUGGUGCUGAGAACAUAUCAUCCCCUGAAUGUGCCGAUAAUGAGGACACUCCCGAGCCGGCCGCGAAAUCGGCACAUCGAAAUUCGUUGUUUAACAUGUAUGGGAGAUUCGCACCAAGUCCUGGACGGGGCGAAAUACCUAGAGCCAACCUCUAUUCUAAUGCAUUGGCCCGAAGGGUACAGAAGAGGCGAAGGAGGGACAAAGUGUUGGAUUUGCGGCUGCGAAGGGAUAGUGAUGAUGAGGAGAGCGACCGGCCCAGUUGUAGCGAGGGGAAGCGAGUCAACAAGAAGCAGUCAAAGCACGAACAAAGCCAGAUCCCAGCAGAGAGCCCGUCGACAUCGCGGAUGUCUUCGUUUUCAGAUUUUUUUGCCUUGUUGGAGGCGCAUCCCAAUGUCCCUAGCAUCCUGUCUUGGUGGGCUCAGUUGGUGGUAAACCUAUCCCUAUUUUCGCUCGCUGUCUACGUCGUUUUUGGAUUUGUGUCGGCAAUCCGUGCCGAGUUCGAUCAGGCCGCGGAGGAGGUGUCUGAUGGUAUACUGGCUGAGAUGGCGAGUUGUGCCAAGAGCUACGUUGAUAACAGGUGUGCCGGUGGGGAUCGACUACCAGCGCUGGAGACAGUGUGCGAAAACUGGGAACGCUGCAUGAACCGAGAUCCAGCGAAAGUUGGGCGGGCGAAAGUGUCGGCUCAUACGAUGGCGAUCAUCAUCAAUAGCUUCAUUGAUCCCAUCAGCUGGAAAGCAAUUUUGUUCUUCCUUGCUACCAUCUCGACCGUCACCAUUGUCAGCAACUGGUCUUUCCGUUCGUUUAGGAACCGUCUUAAUCAACACGAAUAUGCCCCUCCAGCUCCUACGUUUUCACGACAGCCGUCGGGCCAGCAUCUUCCGUCUCUUCCUUCAUCGCAGGCGCAUUUCCAACACAAUUCGGGACUUGGGUAUCAGGAAAAUACAUCUGGCUACGACCAGAAGCAGGAAGCACCGUUAUUGCUGGAGCAGUCUCAAACAAUGAAUUUCAUGAACGACCGAACUCGGGAUCGGCAAAAGAACAUGCGCACACCAAGCCCCGUUAAAAGGGAUAGAAAUUUACUAUAA
Aspergillus tanneri is the source of this 1374-nucleotide messenger RNA. RefSeq names its product putative nuclear envelope protein Brr6. The transcript has 3 exons. The record is from RefSeq and is a predicted model, not a curated record. Gene Ontology annotation, biological process: nuclear envelope organization; lipid homeostasis. Gene Ontology annotation, cellular component: nuclear membrane; nuclear envelope. The coding region runs from base 1 to 1374 and encodes 457 amino acids. Lineage: Eukaryota; Fungi; Ascomycota; Eurotiomycetes; Eurotiales; Aspergillaceae.